ACUUUCUUUCUAUACUUCUGUGCUAUAGAGGAUUAGAAGUAAAACAGAUGUUAUCUUAGAAGUGUAAUUAAAAAGGAAAUAAAAACAGAACGUUGCAUUUUGGGGUAGGACAGACUCAAAAGGAAGCUUCAAACUAGUUAGAAGACAUCAAUUUUUCUGUACCUGGUCAGCUGCUGUAUCUUUGGAGGAUGCUGUCGGAAGGUUACCUUCACAGAAUCACCUACCUUUGGGAAGACCUGAACCCUGCGCUCUACGAGAGUUUGCCUGAUGAAGGGGUGUAUGAAAUGAGGUCCAUUAAUUAUUCUUCCACAGGCGAAGCACAAGCAAAAAGCCUCCUUCAGAGAUGCAGAUCCGCUGGCAAGUGCAUUUCCUCAGUCUGCUCUAGAGGUAGCAAGCACAGCAGAAGGCAGAAGGAUAAUCUCCCGCAACCUGCGCAGCACCCAACACCCACAGGGCAGCCGCCUCCAGCUACGCGCGCCUGUGAGGAGCUGACAAAAAAAGUCACCUACCUGGUUCCACCUUCCUGCAAGAGCAUUUGCAAGAACUACAACGAUUUGCAUAUAGCUGGGGACUACGUGGUGCCAAUUAGCUCGGUCACCACAGAUUUUGCCUGUGACAGCGGCAUCGGCCCCUUCUUGGAGUCCUCAGAGAUCCCUCCCGCCAUGGAGUCGGUGAAGGCUCCCCCAGUGAGUGACCCCGUCCGCAGGCCGGGCCAGGGCCACUCCUCGUGCUGGCGUUUGGCCAGCCUGGGGCCCCACCAGCAGCCCCUCUCCGACUCCGCCCUGAACGACUACCUGGAGCAGAAGCUGGUGGAACUGUACAAGCAGUACAUCAUGGACAGCACGGUGAACAGGGCGUCCCCCACCCAGAUCCUGGCCUCAGAGCUGAUCAUGACCAACGUGGAUCAAAUCAGCAUGCAGAUAUCACGGGAGAGGAACAUGGAGACUGUCAAGGCCAAAGACAUUGUCAUUAGCCGCUUCUUACAAAUAGCCAGUGGGAAGAUUUCCUCAGAAAUGAGCACGCCUACUCUGCAUAUUUCCCAAUAUAGUCACAUUAAUGCUUAGUGCUUGAAUGUUAGAAAGCGUUUAUGUUCUUCAAAGUCAGUUUUUGGUUUAAGAUACUUUCUGCUUAAUAAAAAUGCAUUUACCAUCCUCCACUUAAAUAAAACCUUUCAGUACAUAUUAAAUAAGUAAAACUACCUGUACUCCUGUGCUGUGCAGCUCCUAUUGUGGACCAGUAAGUUACUUUUUUUUCUUUUAGGUUUUUUUAACGAACCUCAGACAUUAAAAAAGUUUCACAGAAAAAAUUACUUAAAGCAUAUGAAACUCUCCCAGGUGCUCAGGUGUUCACUUUCUGCCCCACAUACUUGAUGUAUCAUUCCAAAUUUCCUGUCUCUGGCAUCUGCCAUCCUACCUCUGGGCCUGCGCUAGCACAGGCUUACACUCAUGUGAAAACCAGCAAGCACAGUGCUGGCACAGCUACAGGAAUAAAGAAUUUAGGAUGCCAUCCAGUUCACCUCCCUGCCCUUAAGGGCUUUACCUCAGGACAUCCCUCACAGAUGGUUUUACAAUUUGUUCUUAAAGAUAUGAAGGGAUAGACAGUUAACAGCUCUUUCUAUGCUAACCCUAAUUAUUUAAUUAGUGUCUUCCUGUUCAAGAGUUACCAUCCCUUUUUGUGGAGCACAAGCCCUGUUUCCAGAGACAGCAUCCUCCGGAGUGUGUGUGUAAACCCCUGUGCUUUGCACUGACUUGAUCCCCCACAAUGAGCACUGGGAACCUGUGACCACAGACAGACAUCACCUUGGCCAGGGGCUUAUUUACACACCUGACACCAUGGAGAGGUCGUGUGGGGACACCAGUAGUAAAAAAGGGAGAAGAGGAAGGAAAAUUUACCUUUGUUAUAAGAAUUGCACGUUAAAGGAAAAGGGCUACUCCAAAGCCCACUGGAUUAAUGUGAACAGUGCCCCGGAAUGCAGAAGAAAAGCUGAAAUGGAGCAUUUGACACCGUGACUGAACGCUUCUUUUGUUAGGAUUGUUGUAUCAAGUUUAUUUGAACUUGAUGCAUUUCCAAUACAAGGUCCUAUUUUGUAAAAUUUCAGCAAGUCUUAACGAAGAAGAAAAAAAACAAUAACCAGAGCUGCCUAAUGGCAAGGGUUGGUACCUAUUCUGAGUGUUCAUAACGUAUACUGACAAUGCCAAUCCAUCAUUGGUUGAAGUUCUGAGUAUCAGUAUAAUAUAAAUAGUAAUUUAUUCUAAAUAUUCAUAAAAUUAUUUCAUGUUAUUGUUUCCACAGUGCUGU
Messenger RNA from Motacilla alba alba, 2298 nucleotides. RefSeq names its product TLR adaptor interacting with endolysosomal SLC15A4 (gene TASL). Gene Ontology annotation, biological process: regulation of toll-like receptor signaling pathway. NCBI's taxonomy places the organism in Eukaryota, Metazoa, Chordata, Aves, Passeriformes, Motacillidae. The record is from RefSeq and is a predicted model, not a curated record. The transcript is spliced from 2 exons. Bases 189 to 1064 code for a protein of 291 amino acids.